AAUGCACCACUUUGUUUUUUUCUCUUUGACCACUACUUCUUCUUCCUCCUCUCAAUUUCUUGUUUUUAACUCUCCAUUUUUCAAUCUUUGAUAAACAUGAAAUCCCCUGCAAAUUUUUCAUAAAUGAUGAAGAAAAGCUUCUUCUCUUGCUUCCACCCUUUGGAAACCCAAACAAAUCAAAUAAACAAAAGAAAAAGCUCAAAAAGGCCACUCUCUCAUGUUCUUGAAAUCCUCCUACUCAAGACCUCACUGAAAAUAAAGAUCUCCGAUCGAAACGUCCGCCAGCUGCUCCUCCAACCGAAGAGUGCGACGCAACGGAGAAGAGGAAGAGGAGUCGAGGAGGCUAAGGUUUCGAUCAGAAGCCCCGGCUCUCGUCCCUCCUUGAAAAACACGAGAUCAUCCACGGUGGCUCCGUCGUCUGAUCACGGAGGAAGCCGCCGUGAAUUUCGCCCCGUGACAAAGUCGUGUUCUUGCAAAGCCAAUCCUGGUUUGUAUCUGUUUGUUGCCACUCUCUUUUUCACCGUUGUUUGGGGCAGAGUUAGAGCGGUUGUGUUUGCAUUGAUGCUUCUUUACUUGACACCCGUGUGGGCCCGCUUUCUCCGGUGACCGGAAAAUGUGACGAAGCCACCGGAGAAAGAGGGCGGGUAGCUAGAAGUAUAGAGUGGACACUGAGCUUUCUACAACUAUGCAUAAAGACUUGAUUUUUUUUAUUUUUUUCCAACUUUAUCAACAAGAGUUACAAGAUAACAAACUGUAACAAAUGUUGAUUACACAAUGUUAUAAAUACAAACAUAUAUAUACUCAAUCAAGUUUCACUUUUCCUAUGUCAAGAUUCCUAAACACAACUUUGUCUUUAUUAAAAUGGCUUAGCAUUUUCUUGCAACAGAA
Molecule: messenger RNA, 888 nt
Organism: Salvia miltiorrhiza (redroot sage)
Lineage: Eukaryota; Viridiplantae; Streptophyta; Magnoliopsida; Lamiales; Lamiaceae
Exons: 2
Coding region: 124-606 (160 amino acids)
Source: RefSeq, a predicted model, not a curated record